Molecule: messenger RNA, 3387 nt
Organism: Pogoniulus pusillus (Red-fronted tinkerbird)
Lineage: Eukaryota; Metazoa; Chordata; Aves; Piciformes; Lybiidae
Product: UDP-glucuronosyltransferase 2A2-like
Exons: 7
Coding region: 87-2321 (744 amino acids)
Molecular function (GO): glucuronosyltransferase activity
Source: RefSeq, a predicted model, not a curated record
UAGUAAAGAGUCAUCAAACAAGACAGAGGUGCAGCACUUCCAGCUGGAAAGGCAAACUCCCAGGCUUUCUAGCCCUUAACACCACCAUGGACACAAAAGCCUGCAGCUCUAAGAAAUGCCUCCAGCUCCUCCUUUUGCAGGUUGCUCUCCUAGGGCCUGUCUUCUGUGGGAAGGUGUUGGUCUGGCCAACAGAAGGCAGCCACUGGCUGAAUGUGAAGAUAGUUAUAGAGGAGCUCAUCCGCCGCGGGCACAGUGUUACCGUUCUGGUCUCCAAUGCUUCCCUCUUCAUUAAACCCAAGGCUGAAGCGGGAGAGCAGUUUGAGGUCUAUAAUGUGCCUUUCAAGAAAGACACCAUUGAGAACCUGAUAGGGGAUGUAGUUGCACUGUGGCUGAAUAACAGGCCAACCACUUGGACCUUCUGGCAGUUUUACAAAGAGCUAGGAAAAUUCUCCAGGAACUGGCAUCAGAUGAACAGGCUGAUGUGCGACGCAGUGCUGGCUAAGCCAGAGCUGAUGGCCCACCUGCAGCGCUCUAGCUAUGACCUGCUGUUGUCAGACCCUGUGACCCUCUGUGGGGACCUCCUGGCUCUCAAGCUGGUCAUCCCCUUCGUCUACUCACUGCGCUUCUCCCCGGCCUCCACUGUGGAGAGGCACUGCGGCAAGGUCCCAGCCCCACCGUCCUACGCACCUGCAGUGCUCUCGGAGCUGACCGACCACAUGUCCUUCAGCGAGAGAAUCAAAAACCUUGUGUCUUACCACCUGCAGGACUACGUCUUCCAGAGCUUCUGGGGACAAUGGGACAGCUACUACAGUGAGAUCUUAGCUGACAAUAGUCAUUGGCUGAACAUGGAGUACCUGCUCCAGGACCUUGUGGACCGGGGGCAUGAGGUGACUGUGCUGGUGCCUUCAUGCUUCCUCAUCUUCAAUACCACAGAACCCUCACCCUUCCAGUUUGAAGUGGUGGAGGUGCCGCUGACCAAGGAGGAGAUGGCUGCCGCACUGGAAGAAGCUUUCUACUUCUGGUUUUACCGAGAGAGAGAGCUACCUCUCUGGAAAAGUGUUUUCGAGAUUGGUCAGAUACUGUCUGAGAUGGAGAGAAUAACCAGGGUCAUUUGCGAUGCAGUCCUGAAGGACGAGGCCCUGAUGGAGAGACUGAAGGCAUCCACCUUCGAUGUGCUCUUGGCAGACCCGCUGGCACCCAGCGGGGAGCUGUUUGCCGAGAAGCUGGGCAUCCCCUUUGUCUACACCAUCCGAUUCUCCAUAGGCAACACAGUGGAGCGGCUCUGCGGGAUGCUCCCGGCGCCUCCGUCCUACGUACCAGCCACCCUAAGCUGUCUAACAGACAGGAUGCCCUUCCUGGAAAGGCUGAAGAACACAGUGACCUAUGCAGUGCAGGAUCUGGUGUAUCAUCGCUUUUUUUGGGGAAGCUGGGAUCAGUACUACAGUGAUGUUUUAGGAAGGCCCACAACCCUGUGUGAGACGAUGGGGAAAGCAGAGAUAUGGUUAAUCAGAACAUACUGGGAUUUUGAAUUUCCACGCCCUUUCCUGCCCAACUUUGAGUUCGUUGGAGGACUUCACUGCCAGCCUGCAAAGCCGUUACCAAAGGAAAUAGAAGCCUUUGUUCAGAGCUCAGGGGAACAUGGCAUCAUUGUGUUCUCUCUCGGGUCAAUGGUCUACAACUUAACUGAUGAGAAAAGUAACAUGAUUGCCAGAGCCCUCAGCCAGCUUCCGCAAAAGGUCCUCUGGCGGUACAAAGGAAAGAAACCAGAAGCGCUGGGCCCCAAUACCAGGAUUUAUGACUGGAUACCCCAAAAUGACCUGCUUGGCCACCCCUUGACAAAAGCCUUCAUUACUCAUGGGGGGACCAAUGGGAUCUAUGAAGCCAUCUACCAUGGGAUCCCAAUGGUUGGGAUUCCCAUGUUUGCAGACCAACAUGACAACAUCAUUCACAUGAAGGCCAAGGGAGCUGCAGUUGCCCUGGACUUCAGCACAAUGAAGACACAAGACCUUGUUGAUGCACUGAAUACAGUCAUCACAAACUCCACCUAUAAGGAAAAUGCUCUGAGGUUAUCCAAGAUACACCAUGACCAGCCCCUUAAGCCUCUGGACAGAGCUGUCUUCUGGAUUGAAUUUGUCAUGCGCCACAAAGGAGCAAAGCACUUGAGACCAGCUGCUCACCAGCUCACCUGGUACCAGUACCACUGCCUGGAUGUCCUUGCAUUCUUGUUUGUCUGUGCAGCCACUGCUAUCUUCCUUCUUAGCAAGUGCUGCUUGUUUUGCUGUAGGAGAUGUGGCAGUGUUACAAAGAGAAAGACAGAUUAGACAUCCUGGGCCCAUCAGCAGGUUUUCUUCUUCCAGGCUGAUUCAGCAAAGCAUUUAUAUGCAUUCCUUGCUGAGUAACAUCAGGAUAUGCCUUAAAGCUGAGCAUAUUGUGAAUCACCUUGCCAAACUGGUACUGCUGUGGGGCAGAGCUGCUGGCAUAACUAGAAAAUUCCUUCUGGCCUCAACGAGAUUGAAUUAUAGUUUCUUUAUCCCUUGGGAACCUGUAAGUUAAUCACACACAGACCCUAGAAUGGUAAUUGCUGCUUUAACUUUUCAAAUUCAUGUUGAGAUUAUUUCAUAAAUCCAGCCUUCCCAUGGGUGGGAAUCUGCAACUAGUCUCCUUGCCCUGGCCCUCUCUUCUCCUGUAAUGCCUCCCAGGCUUGAUGAUUCCCAACCAAAAUGCUCUCUUCUAAGAACAGUUCUCUCCAGAUUGGACUGCCCAUCUGAAUGGCCAAAAUCAUGAAAACUUCAGAACUGCAGGGGGCUGGUGAAGCCAGCAUCUGUCAAAUGCACUGACUGCCUGGGGGCUGAGGGGAGACCUUAAUCCUAAAGCCUUCAGAGAAAUUACUUUCCUGAGAAGCGUUUCUUCCCCACUCAGUCUCAAGUUCCUCCUGUGCAGGCCACCAUUCUAAUUGCAAGACCUACAGAUGUGUGAAGACAACCACUGCUGGGAACCUGUUCUAAGCACACUGACAAAGGCAGGAAAUAUCUAGAGAGAGACCUUGCAAAGUAGCAUUCUGCAUGGGAACAGAGAAACAGUCACUUGCCUUGCCUGAAAAGUGGGAGGAAAACCAAUACUGCUUGUGGCUCUGGUGAGAGUGGACAAUCUCAGGAUUGCUGCGUCGGCAACCAAGGUACACCCACUGCAAAAAGCCCACAAAAUGAUGCUACUUCAGACCUCCUCAUCUAGGCAAUGUUGUCCCUCUGCUGGGCUAGCUUAUGCAAGGAAGAGCUUGCCCCAGUUUUAACUGCUUCUUGUCCCAUUCAGGAUGAUGCAGGACUGUUUUCAAACAGGACAGGCUAAGUUGUACUUGUUUACACAAUAAAAUUCCUGAUCCUACAGUAA